GGCCAUAUACUGUCUUCUGGUAGUGCGUUAUGAUCAGUAAUAAUUUGUUUAAGGCGGUGGCAUGUAACAGCAGAGAAUACGUGGCUAAACGCAAAAUCAAACGCUAUCGGCUCAAUUAAGGAACGAACUUCUGUCUCCGUCCGGAGCAGACGACAGCUGGCCCUCAAAAUUACAGCGCCAUCUGCCGCCAGUCGCGCUUUGCUUGCGAGGUUCAAGGGAGAUUACUCUUACGUAGAUUUCCAAAGUACUGGAGAGCGAAAGACUGGGUUUCAGAAGGCACGUUUCUUUUAUGUUGUUCGCUUUUGCAGUCGUAAAAUCGGACGUGGCAUCAUAUUCUUAAAGUUCUGAUUACAUCUGGUAAUGUUCCGAAGUGAAAUGUGUGUGCAGUGACGCUUUAUCUUUUAAUGUAAGACUAAGAGUGCCAAAGUCUUCAAAGGAUUUGUUUCGUUUUUGUCGACCUCUUUGACAUCAAGCAAGUACGAAAUCAAGGAGGCACUAAUGAAGGAUGUGGAAAUACAAAUCAUGGAAGACCUGCCUAACUGCAUCACUGGCUCUAAAUCUUGUUGCCUUCAUUUAUCUCGGAAUUCAGCAGCACUAUCAGUCCACACAUGAUCCUAGGAUGGUGAAUCAGCCACAGCAAGAACACAGAGAAAAUGCAUUUGAUCCUCAUCACCCUGUCACACCUGUGACUGAGCUUGUAACUGUAAUAAUAAGAGAUUUUGAAGACUUUGAAAACGCCCUUGUGGAAACAGUGAGUGAGAUUCAGAAUGUGCUUGGUCAUGUGAAGACAUUGAUUGUUGGCAAUAAAUUUCCAUAUCCACCCCUUAAGCUGGACAAGACAUGGAAUGUAGAGGUAGUGAGUCUGGCAACCAAUCUGCUGCACAAUUUUUCUAGCAGUCGUCCUGACCACCUGAUUAAGACGAAAUUUGUUCUGGUUCUUCCAGAUGCAGCUAAAUUUAAGCACUGGAAGAACUUGCAAUCUGCCAUGCAAAUGCUGAGGAGCACUGGAAAAACUAAAGCUGUUGCCAUGAGGGUGGGAGGGGAACCUUUGUCAUGCAUGACACUUGAUGUUGACCUCAGAUUAUGGCAGAUGAUGAUACUGGCUGGAAAUUCUACAUCAGGGCAGUGUGACAUGAUGCAUGGAGAACAUGCCCUACUGAUGCUAGCCUCGGAUUUUCUCCAGCUUGCCGAUCCUUUUGCUAGUCCCUUUCCCCCUUGCUUUUACAUUAUGGCUAAACUUCGUCAGUGGAAGAUACGAAACUUUGACAAAGUCUCACUUGCAAGAAUCAAGGAACUCUUUACUGACCCUCACAACAAAUGGAAGCAUAAACGUUUAGAGGAAGAUCGAUUAACCAAAUUUUAUUACCAGGCAGGCAUUAAGUUAGUAAUUCAUUCCGAUGGAAGAAAAGAAUAUUAUGGAUGCACUAAAUCUACUGCACGGUGCUUUGGUACAAUUGUUGAUGAUAUGCCUGAAUAUCUGUAUGAGGGCAGGUGGACGCCACCUUGCUGUCUUCGAGCUCUUCGAGAAACAGCCAGAUAUGUUUUUGAAAUACUUGAUAAAGAGAAUGUCAGAUACUGGCUUGAAGGAGGCAGUCUUCUAGGUGCAGCAAGAAAUGGUGAUAUCAUUCCUUGGGACUAUGAUGUUGAUAUUGGAAUUUAUAGAGAUGAUAUUGGACAAUCUUCUCACUUGAAAGAUGCUGCAGAGAAUAGAUUUGUAGAUGAGCUGGGAUAUGUUUGGGAGAAAGGUUCAGAAGGAGAUUUUUUCCGUGUGCAGUACAGCGAACAGAAUCAUCUCCAUGUUGAUAUUCACCCAUUCUAUUCUCGGAAUGGAACAAUGACAAAAGAUACCUGGUUUAGGACCCAUAGACAGGACACAGAAUUUCCUGAGCACUAUCUCAAGCCUCUGACCCAAAUAAACUUUGUGGGCAUGAUGGCCUCUGCUCCUAACAAUGUUAAAAGUUUUCUGGAAUUUAAAUUUGGUGAAGGAGUCAUAGGACAGCCCAGAUAUCCAAACUUCAAGAAAGUGCAGUAGUUUUUUUUUUGUGAGACAUGCUUUUAGAGGGGAGACAGGUUGGUGAUAUUUUAUUUAAAAUAUUAUCUGCAUGUCUCUGUGUUGUUUAAAGUUUUAAGGACUUAAAGACCUCCCAUAAUGUAUUUUAUAUUGCAGAUGGGUCAAAGGAUUGUAAAUAUUUGUCAUGUUCUUUAAUACUUUUUUAUUUGUAAAAGUUACAAUACGUCCUUGGCACUUUAUCAAAGUGCCAUUAACAAAAAUGAUAGAAGGAUAUUAUACUCAUAAUAAAAAUUGUAAAUGUGAAUUAUUCUUCCAAGUAAUGCUUACUCACAAUAGAGGUAUUAACGGGAAGUUUACUAGUUUGUGAUUUGUCUGAGAGGAAAAAGUGUCUGACAUUGUC
Pomacea canaliculata is the source of this 2411-nucleotide messenger RNA. RefSeq names its product fukutin-related protein-like. The record is from RefSeq and is a predicted model, not a curated record. Gene Ontology annotation, biological process: protein O-linked glycosylation via mannose. NCBI's taxonomy places the organism in Eukaryota, Metazoa, Mollusca, Gastropoda, Architaenioglossa, Ampullariidae. The coding region runs from base 506 to 2032 and encodes 508 amino acids. The transcript is spliced from 2 exons. Gene Ontology annotation, cellular component: Golgi apparatus.